UCUCCUCCCUUCCCCUCCUCUGCCGGACGCCGCCUCCGCUCCUGAAGGGUCCGGCGGAGAGGCGCGGAACCCCCCCCCCGCGGGAUGGCGGUGCGGAGGGUCGCGCUGUGGCUGUGCGCGGCGGCGGGGCUGUGCGCGGCAGCGGAGGAGCUGCGGCUGGCCCUGCUGCACACCAACGACGUGCACGGGCGGGUGGAGGCGCAAGGCUCCGAGACGCGGAGCUGCGCGGACGCGGAGGGCUGCUUCGGCGGCGUGGCGCGGAGGGCGGCGCGGGUGGCGGCGGUGCGGGCCGCUCACCGCAACGUGCUGCUGCUGGACGCCGGGGACCAGUAUCAGGGCACGGUGUGGUUCUCCCGCUUCAAGGGUCGGGAGGCGGUCCACUUCAUGAACGCCCUGCGUUGGAGAAGGCUGUGGGCUUUGGGGAACCAUGAGUUUGAUGAAGGUGUGAGUGGAUUAUUGGAUCCUCUUCUUAAAAAUGCUAAAUUUACAAUCCUGAGUGCAAACAUCAAGGGGAAAACCCCGUUAGGGAACGAAAUGAUGAAAUACGUUUAUCCUUUUAAAAUAGUACAGUUUGACUCAGAAAAAGUAGGAAUUGUUGGCUACACUACAAAGGAAACUUCUUUUCUUUCACAGCCAGGGGGUGAUGUAAUCUUUGAAGAUGAAAUCGAGGCAUUGCAACUCCAAGUGAAUCAACUGUCUGCUAUGGGAGUGAACAAAAUAAUUGCCCUAGGGCAUUCUGGGUUUACUGUGGACAAAAAUAUUGCCCAAAAAGUGAAAGGAGUGGAUGUUGUAAUUGGAGGACAUACAAACACAUUUCUCUAUACAGGCACCCCACCCUCUACUGAAAAGCCAGCUGGCCCCUAUCCAUACAUGGUUGACUCAGACGAUGGGAGGAAGGUGCCAGUUGUACAGGCUUAUGCUUAUGGAAAAUAUCUGGGUUACUUAAACGUGACGUUUGACGAGAAAGGAAAUGUGGUGGAAGCGGUUGGAAACCCCAUUCUGCUGGACAGCCGUGUCCCUGAAGAUGAGAACAUUAAAGAAGAAGUGGAAAAAUGGAGGAAAAACCUGGGGAAUUAUUCUGAAGAGAUUGGAAAAACUAGUGUUUACCUGAAUGGAACGAGCCAAGCGUGCCGUUUCCAGGAAUGUAACAUGGGAAAUUUACUUUGUGAUGCCGCGCUUUAUGAGAACGUCGUACGUCCGGAUAAAAAGUCAUGGAACCACGUUUCCUUGUGCAUCCUGAAUGGAGGUGGGAUCCGGUCGCCCAUCGAUGAACAGAGCACUAAUGGUAGCAUUACGGUGGAAGAUUUGCUGUCUGUUUUGCCCUUUGGAGGUCGCUUUGAUGUGGUGAGGCUCAAAGGCUCCACUCUGAAAGAAGCUUUUGAGCACAGCGUGCACAGAUACGGAGUGGGAAGCGGAGAGCUGCUGCAGGUUGGAGGCAUCCACGUGGUCUACGAUCUCUCCAGACCCCCUGGCAGCAGGGUUGUCAGCUUAGAAGUGCUCUGCACGGCCUGCCGUGUCCCAGCCUACGUCCCCCUCCAGAUGGACGAGAUCUACAACGUGACUCUUCCAUCCUACAUGCUAUUUGGAGGGGAUGGCUACAGUAUGCUGAAGGACAAGAACCUGGGAUACAGUAAAGGUGAGCCUGACGUGGAGGUGGUUUCCCGUUACCUCCAGAGGAUGAAGAGAGUUUACCCAGCAGUGGAAGGUCGGAUCAAGUUUUCUUCAGGCAGCCUCACGGAGGCAAGCCUGACCCUCAUUUCUCUACUGUUCACUUUAACAUUCUUGCACACUUGAUUCUGGCUCCAGCGUUUGGAGGAAGGCGAGAGGAGAGAUGGUGCUCACAAAGGGAAAAGGCAACUGUUCUCUUUUUCUUACACCUUAAAAUGACCGUGGGUUUAGGUUUCUGCAUGACCUCGGUAAAGGGCACAAAUAAUUGUCUUUAAUCUGGUGGAAGGACCGGAGCACAGGCCGUGCAGAACAAGGGGGUUCUCUUUCUCUCAAGCAGCAGGUACCCCCAAUUCAGCCUGAGGUUUCAAGCAGCAAACUUCCAGUGGAUCCUAACUCUUCAUCAGAAAACAACCGCUGACCGGAAUGGGGUAUUUUUAACGUGUCAAAUUCUUUUAGAUGAUAGUGAGUUGGUUAAAAAUCUGAUUCCAGUACCAUAAUCAAGCUUCUAGAAAUGGAUUUAUUAUAGGUGUAUAUACCUUUCUUUGGUCUCCUCUCAGGGUUAGAGCUUUGCUUCCAGUCAUAUUUGUCAUUCCUGCACCGAUGCCUGAAAGAACUGGAUUUAACUCAGUAGCAUUUAAAGCAUGAGGUCCAUUUACACGCAGUUAAAAAAGGGGUUUCUAUUUUACUUUUGAAAAUGCAGUAUCUCACUUCUGUUUUCCAUUAAUAAAGGACGCAAGGAAAGCUUGAUUUGAUUUUGAUCACUUUUAACCAAUGAAGUAUAUAUACACUUUGCUAUUUAUUAACAUGACCGGUUUGGGGACUGUAUUUAGAGUGAGAGCACAACCUGUGAUUAUGUUUGGUACAAAUAUGCUCAAUUUUAUGCCUUUUUCCAAAGACCAAAGCACAGGACUCCAGACCAUUCCUCUGUAUCAGCAACGUUCAGAGGGAAUGGUAGAUACACACACCAACUCCUGCAGCAGAGGGACAGCCUUUGAAAGUUGCCCAAUAAUGGGGCUUUUUACAGCAUAACCUGGCUUUAGGAUAACUGUGAGCAUCAAUCAAAAGCCUGUCCCUUCUAUAGGGAAGCUGCAUUUAAAAAAUACACAGUUGUAAGAGACAGGCUAAUGAGUACAAAAUCAGAAAUCAUAUUAAAUGCUGAGUGUACAUUUCUGAUGCUUUAUCAAGAAGUGACUGCUUAUAAAUGAGUGCGAGCGAUGAUUAUUUUUCUAAAAUUGUUCACAUUUGGAAUUUUGACACCAAUGUGUUUCCCUGUUGUUUAUUGCUGUAUUAAAUGGAUUCUCAGUGUUUUGACUAAA
This is a messenger RNA of Calidris pugnax (ruff), 2984 nucleotides long. It is a transcript of the gene NT5E, whose product is annotated as 5'-nucleotidase, ecto (CD73). Bases 85 to 1794 code for a protein of 569 amino acids. Gene Ontology annotation, molecular function: metal ion binding; 5'-nucleotidase activity; nucleotide binding. The record is from RefSeq and is a predicted model, not a curated record. Gene Ontology annotation, biological process: AMP catabolic process. Gene Ontology annotation, cellular component: plasma membrane. Lineage: Eukaryota; Metazoa; Chordata; Aves; Charadriiformes; Scolopacidae. The transcript is spliced from 9 exons.